Messenger RNA from Sparassis crispa, 1047 nucleotides. Its product is annotated as Putative aryl-alcohol dehydrogenase. NCBI's taxonomy places the organism in Eukaryota, Fungi, Basidiomycota, Agaricomycetes, Polyporales, Sparassidaceae. The coding region runs from base 1 to 1047 and encodes 348 amino acids. The transcript has 14 exons. The record is from RefSeq and is a predicted model, not a curated record.
AUGCCUCUCCAGAAGAAAACUAUGCCUUACGUCAGGCUGGGCAACUCCGGUCUCAAAGUCUCCAAGAUCAUCUUGGGCACAAUGCAGUACGGAAGUUCUGGAUGGCAGGAGUGGGUGAUCGAUGACCAGGAGAAGGCCAUUGAGCACAUCAAGUUUGCAUACGACAACGGCAUCCAGACUUUCGACACUGCAAAUGUCUAUUCCAACGGCUUGUCAGAGAUCAUUCUCGGGAACGCUAUCCAAAAACUGGGCCUUCCUCGAGCUGAGAUAGUCGUUAUGACAAAGGUCUACUUCACUGUUGCUCCAUCGCAUGACACCAACCUCUUUAAAUCCGCCGUGCCGCCUGAGGAAAUGGGGCUCGUCAACCAGCACGGCCUCAGUCGCAAGCACAUCUUCGACUCGGUCAAGGCGAGCCUGAGGCGUCUGCAGCUGGAUUACAUCGAUCUCCUUCAGUGCCAUCGUUUCGACUACGAAACGCCCAUCGAGGAGACCAUGCAAGCCCUGCACGACGUCGUCCAGGCCGGAUACGUGCGCUAUAUCGGGAUGAGCUCCUGCUACGCCUACCAAUUUCAGGCGAUGCAGAACUACGCGAUCAACAACCAUCUCACUCCCUUCGUCUCGAUGCAGAACCACCACAGUCUCGUGUACCGCGAGGAGGAGCGCGAGAUGUUCCCAACGCUCAAAAUGUUCGGCGUGGGCGCGAUCCCGUGGUCCCCGCUUGCGCGCGGCAUCCUCACCCGCCCGCUGGGGGAGCAGACGAAGCGAGGUGAGACAGAGAAUCUGAUCGGGCGGUACACGCGCGGGGCAGGCACGCCCGAGAUCGUGAAACGAGUCGAGGAACUGGCGCAGAAGAAGACGGUCAGCAUGGCGCAGAUCGCUCUCGCGUGGAGCAUGGCAAAGGACGGCGUCACAGCCCCGAUCAUUGGCACGACAAGCUUGCAGAACUUGACGGAUAUCAUCGGUGCUGUGAACGUGGAACUCUCGCCAGAGGAUAUCAAGUAUCUCGAGGAGCCGUACCAGCCGAUGGCUAUUGACGGGCACAAAUGA